AAAGAAGAGGCGAUGGAAUUCAUUCACCGGGGAGAGGACAAACCAGGGUGUGCCGAAAAAGACGUCGACUCAAUAAUUGGAAAGGGAUUGUUUGCUGAAAAAGCCUAUCGGAGAGGAGAGUUUAUAGUGGAAUAUGCUGGCGACCUCAUCAGUCGCAAAGAAGGACUCCGACGAGAAAAGUCUUACCCUGCCAGGAGAGGAAGUUAUAUCUUUUUUUUUGUCUGGAACAGCAAAAAGUACUGCUUGGAUGCAACAGAAUCAUCCAGAAAAGGCAGAUUUGCCAAUGAUGCAGCACCUGGUGAUGUCCAAUGCAAUGCUUCAGUUAAGUGUUUACCCAGCAAAGGAAAACCAUAUCUGGCUCUGUUUGCCAAUAGAAAAAUAGGAAUUGGGGAAGAAAUAAGAUAUGACUAUGGGGUUCCAGAUCUUCCAUGGAGAAAGCAGGGUAAAAAAUGUAAAAUAGGAAAAAAAGAAACUGCUUGUGUCCAAAAAGAUUUGCAACUAAAAGAGUGCAGAGUACUUGUCAAGAAACUACCAGUGGAUAUUAGUAAAGUGGUGUUUCUGUCUGAUUUGGUCCAUCAUGUAGAAGAAACACAAAAAGAAAUGAUUACACAAGGUUUGACGGAAGAAGGUGUUCAAGAAGAGUCACAAGAGGGAGAGAUUAUACAAGGAUUGCCGGAAGAUGUUGUAGAAGAGUCACAAGAAGAAGAGAUUACACAAGGAUUGCUGAAAGAGGAUGUUGAAGAUGAGUCACAAGAAAAAGAGAUUAUACAAGGAUUGCCAGAAGAAGAUGUUGUAGAAGAGUCACAAGAAGAAGAGAUUAUCCAAGGAUUUCCGGAUGAAGAUGUUGUAGAAGAGUCACAAGAGGAAGAGAUUAUACAAAGAUUGUCAGAUGAAGAUGUAGAAGAGUCACAAGAAGAAGAGAUGAUACAAGGAUUGUCAGAAGAAGAUGUAAAAGAGUCACAAGGGGAAGAGAUGAUACAAGGAUUGCCGGAAGAAGAUGUUGUAGAAGAGUCACAAGAGGAAGAGAUUAUACAAAGACUGUCGGAUGAAGAUGUAGAAGAGUCACAAGGGGAAGAGAUUAUACAAGGAUUGUCGGAUGAAGAUGUUGUAGAAGAGUCACAAGAGGAAGAGAUUAUAAAAGAAACCCAGGAAAUUGUUUCAAAAGAGUUCAAGAAAAAAGAUAGUUCUCUAGAUGUUAAUACAGAUAGUACAUUUGCUGAAGGAAAACAUGAUCUUUUGAGAUGUGGAAGAUGCAAAGGCAUUUAUAGUGAUGUAGCCUUGUUUGUUAAGCACAGAACAACUUGUCAUGCAAAGAAAUUGAGCACCAACGUAGAUCUUGGCAGAAAUUCAUCUUCCCUAAGCAGUGAUGAGUCUCAGAAUCUUGCAGUUGAGGAUGAACGAACAGCAGAUCAUCAAAAUCCAACAGGUAAUCAAACCAAAUCUAAAACAUCCAGACCAAGAAGACCAUGUCCAUUUUGUGGUACAAUGGCCUCUCGGCUCACUGACCACAUGAAGAGAAAACACAAGAUGGAAGAAAGUGUUAAAGCAGCAUUGGCAUUACCAAAGGAGUUAAGAGACAGAGAAUUUCAGAAGAUAAAAAAAGAAGGAAUUUUUUUAGCAAAUAAAAAUCUUCUUAAGGAAAAAAAUCCAGACUACAGCAAGAUUUUAGCAGAGCGAAAUCAAGGGAAGGACGCAUUGGCUAUGUGUUCCCUUUGUAAAGGAUUCUAUCACAGAAAGAUAAUUAACAGACAUAAGAAAAGGUGUGCUUCUGCAGAAGGUACCACUGACUACCCUGCAACAUAUAACAUCAAACUGGUGAGUCAGCCAAACUUCUCACACUCUUAUGUUGAAGAGAUUUUAAAUCGUUUUCAAGAAAAUGAGAUUUCAGCUGUCAUUCGAUCUGAUGAUUGGAUCCAAAGAUAUGGAUAUCUAUGCUUCCAAAACUUUGAGGGCACUGAGAAGAGAACAGAGAAAAGGUCAUCUCUUAUGUCUAAUCUAAGACGCCUAGCUCGCCUAUUUUUGGAGUUUAAACAAAUUAUUGCAAAGGAAAACCCAUCUAUAGAAUUGAAUUCUUGCAACCAAAUGUUUGAUAGAGAUUUCAUUCUCUAUAUUCAAGAGGCCAUUUGCUCUAUUACCACAGACAAAGAUACAAAUGCAGUGAAAAAUGGCCUGAAAGUUUCUCUGCGUUAUCUCAUAAGUGAUGUUUGCAAGGUUAUGAGAGCAAAUUAUCUAUUAAUGAAACAGGAUGAAAAAGCAGAAGAAAUGGCUAAAUUCAUCUCUGUUUUACAGCUGAUUUGGCCUUCCUUUUUUGCCAGUGCUGAAGAAUCAGUAGUAAAAAAGAGACAGUCGGAUUUAAGAAGACCAGUAAGACUGCCAAGUGAAAAGGAAAUAGAGAAAUUAAGAGACUGCACAAAGGAAAUUAUUGACAGUCUCUCCAUAGAUAUGUAUGAGACUUUUGACUAUUCAAAAUACAGUCAGCUACGAGAUGCUGUUGUUUGCAGAUUAACCCUGUUUAAUGCCAGAAGAGGGGGCGAGCCAAGCAGAAUGACAGUCAAAGAUUGGGAAGAUGCCCUCCAAGGUGUAUGGAUAGAUCAAACAAAGGUAGAACAUGUUGAAGAUGAUAUAGAAAAAAAGCUGUUGUGCGAAAACAAAAUUGCUUACAUACAUGCUUCAAAGGUAACCAAGCUAGUGCCACUUCUCAUACCAAAAGACUGUUGGCAAGCAAUGAAAAUUUUAACAGAUUAUGAAGUACGCAGAGGAGCAGAAAUUAAUGAGGACAAUACAUAUGCAUUUCCAAACAUAAAGCAUUCAAAAAAUCAUGCCUCAGGGUGGGUUGCUGUUAACAAUUUAUGCAAAAAAGCAGGACUGGAGCGCAAUAUAAGUGCAACAGAUAUGAGGCACUAUGUUGCAACAUCAUAUGCUCUCUUAGAUGUACCCCCAAAUGAGAGAGAAAUGUUUUAUAAACAUCUUGGACAUUCAAAACAAAUGAAUGAAAAUGUUUACCAGUGCCCUCCGGCAAUGAAAACAAUAACACAAGUUGGAAAAUUUCUAAAUCAGUUGGAAGGCAACUUUUGUACAGCCAUUUCAAGCUCUAAGAGUUCAGGUGCCAGGCAGGUUGAAGUCGAAGUUCUUUCAGAAUUUAUUGAAUUAAUGGCACCUGGUAUUUCAUUGCCGGACGUUCUAAACUUUUACACCAAAAUUGAUGAGGAACAUGUGACUGUUGACCCAGAGGAGUUAGAGGAGAGAAGACAUCUAGUUUUAAAUAAAGAUGUUCAAUGCCAAGCAAAACAAUUUUUUACAGAGGAUGCCUGGCUAGGCAUUAUGAAUACACUCAAAAUGCUAGCUGCAGAUACUGAGAACAAAAUUCAAAAGCAAAGCAAAACAUCCUCAUCAGGGUUAAAGAGAACCAUAAUUGACGAUGACCUUUCAGAAAGUGAGGUUCCUGGCCCAAGUCGAAUGAAAAGAUCAAAGAAAAAUAAAUUUGAUAGUGUUUCUUACAUUUGUGAGGAUAAUUCAUCAGAAGAAGAAUCAUCAAACAACGAUAACAUAUCCAAAGAAGAAGAGAAGAGUCCAGUUGUCAAGGGCCAGAGACAUACCUGGUUACCAGAGGAGAAUGCUGCGAUUGAGCGUUUCUUCAACAGUCACAUUGACGAUACAUCUAAACCUGGAAACAAAGGAAAACUGCAUGUUGCCAGUGACAUACGUAACUUCAUACUGAGCUAUCCAGAAAUACUGAAAGAUGUUCCGAAGCAGAAAAAAAUCCAUUUGAUUCGAACAAAAAUAUUAAAUCUGAGAAGAAAAAAGAGAGAAAAUGCCUUUGAAAGAAUAGAAAAAUUCAGAACAUAAUUCUAGCAGUGUCAGAGAGCUGAGCACAUAGUUCAAGCUAUGAAAUUUCUUUUGAGAGCAGAGUGUGUAUCUUUUACAAACACACAAUUUGGAGGCUUUCAGAUCAUUGAAGGACACACUAUCUCUCACUACCAUUGAAGUAAAACAUUGCUCUUGGCUUUGGCAUAUAGCAUGGUUACCUAUCAAAGUUCCAGUCAUCUUGUUUGUGCUCUUAUCUGUCUGAUUCAGAAGACUAGUACUGAUCUCUGACAUUGAGUUCAUUUCAAAAGUGGAUGAUUUUAUUAACACACCUUGAGGACAGAUGUCUUGAUGAAGCCAUGCAGGCCUUGGUCCAUUGAACUUUAAUCUAAUGUGGAACCCUGGUUUGGAGAAGUAUUGCAUAAGUAUUGUUUUGAUACUUUUGCAUGAUAAUGCUUUUAGAUUAUAGUAUUUUUAUAUGUGUACUGUACAUAGAGUAAAUGAAUGAGAGUACUAUGUCCAUAAUUGCAUUUCAAACUCAUUUUAUUGUUGAAGUUUACAUUAAAAGAAGAAAACUUUUCUUGAUUCAAUUGUAAAAUGAAUAAGUCUUUAUUUGCACUUGACACGGGUGUACAGUACAUGAUUACAUGCUCACGUUUAUUGUUGUUUCAUGUAGUUGGUAUAUUUUGGUCUACAUGGGCACUCUGAAAUGAGCUACAAUGAGUCCAGUGGCACUGGAUGAUACCCCUGCCUUUGAGCAGAUAAUACGGUUGAUGUGAACAUGAACCAAUGCCUUUAAUUAAUGUGUCAAGUAGUGGGGG
Molecule: messenger RNA, 4625 nt
Organism: Magallana angulata
Lineage: Eukaryota; Metazoa; Mollusca; Bivalvia; Ostreida; Ostreidae
Exons: 19
Coding region: 13-3846 (1277 amino acids)
Biological process (GO): DNA integration; DNA recombination
Molecular function (GO): DNA binding; protein binding
Source: RefSeq, a predicted model, not a curated record